CAACCACAUAUUCCAUAAUUACAACCGAAUCAUUAACAAUGAUAAAUGAUAAUGAUGAUCAUGAUCAUGAUAAUCAUUUUAUUCAAAAAUCAGGAUUAUUAACUAUAAAUAUAAAACGACAGUUAUGGUUAAUUCCAUUUAUCAAUGGUAUUAUGAUUGUUAUUGCAUGUGUCAUACCUUACAUCGUUACUGUAUUGAAAGGAUUAAUAUAUCCAAUAUGGCCAAUGGUCAGUGAUGCUGGUGCCAUAUUACCGGCUGCAAGUUAUUUUUCAACAUUUCUUGAUAUUAUCGCUGCAUUAACUGCUUUUGUAGGAAUAAUCCUGUAUAAACAAAUCCAUUAUUAUCGAUGUGAAUUAAAUCAACGGCUUCCGUUAGGUUCGAAACAUAAUAAUGAUGAUGAAUAUAAAAAUAUCGAUCAUCUUAAACUAUGUAACCGAAUAAUAAUCAUUAUGACAAUAUUCAUGUCAACUGGUUUGGUUUUAACCGGAAAUUUUCGUUCAACCGAAAAUCUUACUGGUCAUAUGAUUGGUGUUACACUUUUUCUACCAUCCGGUCUGCUAUUUGGUUGUGCAUUGAUUUAUGUAUAUGAAAUUCUUUAUUCACAUGGUAUACAAUCGAAACCGAUUACGACUACAAUCAUCAUAAUGAUUGGUAUUGUAUUCACAAUUGGUUGUGGAAUUUUCACCAUUUCAUCAGUAUUAAAAUAUGGAUCCAUAUGGGACAUGUGGAAUAAUGAAUUACGUUUACAUUGGAAACCAAUGAUGCCUGGCUAUUGGUUACAUACAAUGGGAAAUGUUUGUGAAUGGAUUGCUUUACUUUCAUUUGGUCCACUUAAUAUUAUUAUUAGCAGACGUUUUAGAUUGUUUCAAUAUUGGAAUUGUAUUAAACUAUGAAUGUGUUGUGUGUGUGUGUUGAUUAUAUAUCAAUAUAAUUAUCAAUGUUUAUUUACGAAAAUUAUGAUUGCUUUACAUCAGUAUAAUUUUGUUUUAUAUGAUCGUUUUAAGAGGUUUUAGUUGAAAUUUUCAAUUACAUUAUGGAUGGGUUGGAAUUGAAUUUAAAUCUAUUUCCACAAAUUCUAUAUAGAUAUCUGUUAUCAUGUUUAUCAUUUCUAUUGUGAAUUACAUCAUCAUCAUCAUCAUAAUCACAAUUUAAGAAUGUUUUCGUCUCAUAUGUUGGUAAAGA
Dermatophagoides farinae (American house dust mite) is the source of this 1182-nucleotide messenger RNA. Its product is annotated as DNA damage-regulated autophagy modulator protein 1. Lineage: Eukaryota; Metazoa; Arthropoda; Arachnida; Sarcoptiformes; Pyroglyphidae. The record is from RefSeq and is a predicted model, not a curated record.